AUGGGUGCUUGUAGUUCAACUAAGAAUAGUUAGAACAAGGAUAAUACUAAAAAUACGUUUAAUUCAAUACUAGCAAACACAUAAGAAGCUCAAAAAACUCAAUAAGAAUUUUUUUGUAUGUAAAAUGAAUAAAGAAUUAAUUUAAACCAAACCGUCUAAAGAAAGUUUAAAAAAUCAGGGACGCUGAGUUACUUUGAAUACAAUCUUGAUAAAAUUUAAACUGAAGGACAAUCAAGUAGAGUUUACAAUAUAUAUGUAUUUAGAAAAUAAUAAAAAAAUGGCUUAGGGUACUCCUUAAUUAAAAAUCAAAGUAAUUGAGGGAAUAGCUUCAAAAGAAUACUCAGUUUAUAAGGGAAUGGUUAAGAUUGACAACAAUUCAAUGAAUCGAAUAAUGCAACAUAACAACCUUGGAAAAUUAGUUAUUAUGUAAUAAUUACCAUAUGAUUAAGAAGGAAAGGAUUAUAUUGAUUGGUUAUAGAAAACCAAUUUGGUAAUUAGUUAAUUAUGAUUUUAAAAGGAAUUUUACCAUAUAGGAAAGAUUUACGAAAUAUUUAUUUAGGGAAAGAAUUUCUAAAUAGUAAGUGAAUAUUGUACAGGAGGUCCAUUAUCAGAGAUUGUUAAAUCACAAAUUGUCUGAAUAGGUAGUAUGCAAUAUUCUUGAUUAAAUGUUUGAAAUCAUUAAUUUUCUGCAUUAAAAUAAUUUAACUCAUAAUUAACUAACAAUAGAUAGCUUUUCUUUUUAUUAUGAUUUGUAAAAUUAUUUGAUAAAGUUGACUGAUUUAAAAAGUAUAUUCAAACCUUCAAGAGAGGUUUAACUUGAAGUUAUUAAAUAUGCAUGUCCUGAAUCUUUUAGAUCUAAUCAUCCUAAUAAAUCUAAUGAUAUUUGGUCAUUAGGAAUUAUUGCUUAUUAAAUUAUUACAAGAAAUUUAAUUUAUGAAGGAGAUUCAACUUUAUCAACUGUUUAAGAAGUAAAAUAAGCAAUAUUAAAAUGGACAACUAAUCAAGAUAUAACAAAUGAAAUAUNA
Molecule: messenger RNA, 1025 nt
Organism: Paramecium sonneborni
Lineage: Eukaryota; Ciliophora; Oligohymenophorea; Peniculida; Parameciidae
Source: the annotation of a GenBank genome assembly